UUGAAUAUUCCGCCAGAAACUCGAACGUAUGCGACUUCGAUAUUUACGACCGCCGCCGGUUUAUGGCCGGUUUGUUUGCAAAUUUUUAGGUUAAGUCGUACCGCCAACGUUUCUUUAAUUUUUCGUGUUUAAAAGGAGCCAAAACAAACCGUCCAAGAUGACGAUGGGCAAAAACAACAAAAUGUUACAACACAUCAACUACCGAGUCCGGAUAACCCUCCAAGACUCCCGGACCUUCAUCGGCACAUUCAAGGCCUUCGACAAACACAUGAACAUGAUCCUCGGCGACUGCGAGGAAUUCCGUAAAAUCAAACCGAAAAACUCAAAAGUAGAACGCGAGGAAAAACGCGUUCUGGGUUUCGUCCUUUUACGGGGCGAAAGCAUCGUGUCUUUGACAGUUGAGGGACCCCCACCACCAGAGGAGGGUUUGCCCCGUGUUCCUAUUCCGGGCGCAGCCCCCGGCCCUGGCAUUGGCCGCGCCGCGGGCCGCGGAAUGCCCGCGGGAAUGGGCGGCGUACCUGUCGGGCUGCAAGGCCCGGUGAGGGGCGUAGGAGGACCCUCGCAGCAGGUUAUGACUCCUGGGGGUCGUGGCCAGGUCGCGGCAGCCCCGCAAAUGAGCCAGGGGCCCCCAAGGAUGGGAGGGCCCCCGCCAGGCAUGAUGGGGCCACCACCCGGCAUGAUGGGCAUGCCGCCUGCUCCUAUGGGAAUGGGGCGCGGCGGGCCACCGCCGCCGAUGGGCAUGAGGGGACCGCCCCCCGGAAUGAUGCGUGGAGGACCGCCAGGGCCCCCACGGCCAUAUUAGUGUAGUUUUUUUAAUUUUACUCUUGUAAUUUUGGUGGAAAUAAACUUAACUUUAAUACUAGAAA
Molecule: messenger RNA, 866 nt
Organism: Tribolium castaneum (red flour beetle)
Lineage: Eukaryota; Metazoa; Arthropoda; Insecta; Coleoptera; Tenebrionidae
Gene: SmB
Product: Small ribonucleoprotein particle protein SmB
Exons: 2
Coding region: 158-802 (214 amino acids)
Biological process (GO): mRNA splicing, via spliceosome
Cellular component (GO): cytoplasm; U2 snRNP; U4/U6 x U5 tri-snRNP complex
Molecular function (GO): RNA binding
Source: RefSeq, a predicted model, not a curated record